UAGAAAUAAACCUACCUGGAAGAGAGUUGAUUCCUUUUAGUCUAGCAACAACAAAAAAAUUCAUUGCAUCUACUUUCUUAGUCAAGUCGCUAUUUUUUAAGUGCGAUUAACCUAAAAUAGACUUGUGAAGUGUUAAAGCUGAGCCCUAUUGACAUGGAUGAUAUAUGUUCAGGUGUUUCUAAUAUUAAGCUCACAGCAGAGGAAUCAGAAGCACAAAAAUGGAAAACAGUUAUUAAGAAUAGCGGAUGCAAUGUUAUAAUUGAUCAAGAAAUAAAUGAGUUGCAAAAAGAACCUAAUUCUAAUGAAGAAGCAUCAACAAGCAGUAAAGGAGGUAUAUCUGAGUUAAGAAACUAUCAAAAAGAACUAGCUGAAAAAGCCCUCACUGGAGAGAACGUCAUUAUUUGUGCUCCCACAGGCUCAGGGAAGACUAAAGUGGCUACUCAUAUAAUAUUAGAGCAUCUUAGAGGAUCAAAUGGCCAAGAGAAAAGGAAAGUUGCAUUUUUGGCAAGGACAGUCCCUCUUGCUCUACAACAAUAUAAAGUAUUGGCUAGAGAUCUACCUUCAGAGUAUCUGGUGACAAGAAUUAGUGGUAGGAGUAAUAAUGGAAUGAAGCUGCAUUUUCUUGUGGAUGGUUAUGAUGUCCUUGUCAUGACACCUAUGAUCUUGUACAACUGUUUGAAACUGAAAGUACAACAACUGGAGCAUCUGGGCGUCUUCUCGUUGAUUGUGUUUGAUGAGUGCCACCACACACAUAAGGGAGAGCCUUACAACCUGCUCAUGUACACCUAUCUAAAAACCAAAAACACAUCUCCUGGCAUUAAGCUACCACAGAUUGUUGGCCUUACAGCAUCAAUCGGUGUUGAAAAGGCAAAUAAAGCUGAAGACGCUAAGAAACGUAUUUUGGAGAUUUGUGGAAAUCUUGAUGUCAAACACAUUUGCACUGUUGUCAGACAUAAAUCAGAACUUGAGGAGUGUAUGCCAAAUUUAAAUGAAAAAACAAAGCAACUUAAGCCUUGUGAUGAUGACAUUUUUGUUAAAAAACUGCAUGAAAUUAUGAAAAAACUGGAAGAUCAAGUGAAAGAUAAUGUUACUGAUCUAAAUAAUAGUGCAUUAAAGACACUUGCAAGCAAGAUACCCAGCAAUAAGAGAAAACUUCUAGAGUACAGGCAGUGGGCAGAUAAAGUAAGAAGAGAAGCUAGAGCUGAAAUGCUGGACCAAAACACAGAUCUCUCUGUGAGGAACUUGAUUGUAAUUGCAAACCAUUUGACAUUUUACAACAUUGCUCUGGAGAGCUAUGACUUAAUGGACCUUAAAGAUAUAAUGGAUCACUUCCCCAAGUUUAAAGCUGAUGAGGAUAGCACUAGUCAAGAAAUUAUUUGUCAUCAGUAUUUUGAAGAGCUGGAAAAACUAGUUUUGGACAACAGAGGUGGGACAAAUCAAAAUUUGAUCAUUUUGGCUGAAACAAUAAAAGAACACAUGCAGGAGCAAAGACAUCGAUGUAUCAUCUUUGUUAAAACUAGGGCUCUGACAGAAGCUGUUUCUUCAUGGCUUAACAGAUCAGAUUUGACACAGGGUAGUUUUAAAGCUGCCCCCUUCACAAGCUCCAAUAAUACUUUUGGGCAAGGCAUGUCUCAAGUUGACCAAGAUAAAGCCUUAGAAGGGUUUAGAAAUGGAGAAAUAAGAAUUCUUGUUGCAACUUCAGUAGCAGAAGAAGGUCUUGACAUACCAGAAUGCAAUUUAGUUAUUAAAUACAAUCAAGUUGGAAAUGAAAUUUCUACAGUGCAGACAAAAGGAAGGAGCAGAAGCAAAGAAGGUGUGUCAGUGUUGCUGGCAAUGAACGAUAUUCUACAAAAGGAGAUUCAAAAUCGCCAGAGAGUCAAGUUGAUGUAUGAAGCUAUUGAAAGCAUUCAAGCCAUGGAUGAAGAGGAGAGAAUGAAAACCAUAGAGAUGCAUCAAGCAACUGUACUAAAAGAAGGACAAAUGAAAGAAAUGGAAGAUGAGAAUAGAAAAAAAAUGUUGAAAAAAACUCCUUUUACCAUGAUCUGUCACUUGUGUAGAAAGGUCAAAAUUGACAGCUCAAAAGUUAGGCUAAUUAAUGGCACUUGUCGUGUUGCUUUAGACAGUUCUCUACUACACCAGGUCCAGCUAGAGCCUUACACUGAUGGCCCUACGGAACAUGAUGAGAUUGAGUAUGUUGGUAAUGUCAGGUGUAGAGGUAUGCCCCAGGAAGGGAAACGAUGCAAAGGGUUUUUGGGCAGCAUGAUUCGUUUCAACAACAAUCCUGUGGUUGCCUUGGCGGCCAUGAACUAUACAUUUGUUUCAAAUAAUGGUCAACCAGAAAACCCCAAGCAGUGGAAGAAUGUAAAAUAUUUUGUACCAGAUUUGACGAUGGAAGAUAUAUUCAGGUACACAUCAGAAGAUAGCAUGGAUGAGGACAUGAUGGAACCUGACAAUGAGGGUGAUGGAAAUUUGGGCGGAGGGGAACAAAACAGACCAGAACCCAAAAUAGAUCAGUCAGCAAAAAGACUCCAUCCUACCGAAGAUAUUUCACACAUUAAGAAACAGAAAGUGGAAAAUGAGGUAGGACCAAAUGACAACAAUAAUAUUGAUCAAGUUCUCCAGCAAAUGGAUGAAUGCAUAGAGAUGAUAAAAAAUGAUACAGCUACUAACUAGACUUAAUUUAUAGCUCAAACUAUUUUACUUCAAAUUAUAUUCAUCAGUCACUUUUUAAAUGUUACUCUUAAAUGUUUUUUCCUUGCUUUUUACGGAGUUUGAACUUAGUUCUUUAAUAUUCCUAGCUUUGUAAUUUAUGUGAAAGUUCUUUAAAUUCUUAUACCACGUUUACACUUGCAAUAUGUAUACUUACCUGCAUUGAGGUUUUUUCUAGACAUGUUGCAAGUGUAAAUGCUGUGUCACACUAUAAUUGUAUAAAACAUUAGACUAUAUCUAUAUACCUUCUACCUUUAUUGUGGAUUUUUAAAAAUGUUUUUGGUUAUAUUGACAGACAUGGUUGACCAAAAUGUGAUAUACUUAAAAUAUAAUAAAUAAUAGGACAACAACUUGGAAAAUUAGCUUUUUAAAAUUCCUUUUGCAGUAGUCCUUGGCCAAGUCAUCAUGCUCUAUUGUCAUAUUGAUGUGUUUUGAACAACAAACCAGACAAUCAGUAUGCAAUAAGAAUGGAUGGGUUGUAUAAACUAGCUGGAAGAUAAUGCUGGUUUUUACUACUGUGCUCAAUUAUUUAUUUGUCAAUAUUUUUUUUUAAAGCAAAUCUAUUUAAUCAUUGUAUUUGAAAAUGGGUAUUGU
Messenger RNA from Physella acuta, 3303 nucleotides. Its product is annotated as antiviral innate immune response receptor RIG-I. Gene Ontology annotation, cellular component: cytoplasm. Lineage: Eukaryota; Metazoa; Mollusca; Gastropoda; Physidae. Gene Ontology annotation, molecular function: nucleic acid binding; ATP binding. The record is from RefSeq and is a predicted model, not a curated record.